CCGAUAGCUUUGAACGCAUCUUUAUCACGUGACAAUAAGUGACAGCUCAGAAGAAAGCUAACAUGGCGGUGUGUAUAGCAGUGAUCGCAAAAGAGAACUACCCGUUGUAUAUCCGCAGUGUGCCCACUCAGAAUGAGCUGAAGUUUCACUACACAGUGCACACCUCCCUGGAUGUGGUGGAGGAGAAGAUCUCAGCUGUGGGCAAAUCCUUGGGAGACCAGAGGGAGCUGUACCUGGGUCUGCUCUACCCGACCGAAGACUAUAAAGUAUAUGGGUAUGUUACCAACUCCAAGGUGAAAUUUGUAAUUGUUGUGGACUCAUCAAAUACGUCAUUGCGGGACAAUGAAAUAAGAAGUAUGUUCAGAAAAUUGCACAACUCUUUUACUGAUGUAAUGUGCAACCCAUUUCACAACCCUGGGGACCCCAUUCAGUCCAAGGCCUUCGACGGGAUUGUUUCUGGAAUGAUGGUACAAACUGGCUGACAUCCUUCCCAAUGUGCCUCCACUGUACAUAACACCCCUCAUUCUUUUCUUUGCAUAUUGCCUUGAUUGUUGAAAUGUGUAAUUGUAAUAAAAAUAACUGGUGUUGGACAUCA
Stegastes partitus (bicolor damselfish) is the source of this 595-nucleotide messenger RNA. It is a transcript of the gene trappc2l, whose product is annotated as trafficking protein particle complex subunit 2L. The transcript has 5 exons. Gene Ontology annotation, biological process: endoplasmic reticulum to Golgi vesicle-mediated transport. NCBI's taxonomy places the organism in Eukaryota, Metazoa, Chordata, Actinopteri, Pomacentridae. The record is from RefSeq and is a predicted model, not a curated record. Bases 63 to 482 code for a protein of 139 amino acids.